UUUGGUUUGGGAAGUAGUGUAGAUAUAAAAUCUGUCCUUUUGUAACCCCAAUUUUGCCUGUUUGUCUAUUACUUAGCUGUGAAUUGAUAGAACGAAAAAAAAACUGGAAAAAACAGACCUCCCCAACUCUAAAUUUCUAGUUCAGUCAAAGCAAAACAAACAACACUUUAAGGGUGGCCAUAUAACACUUUAAGGGUGGCCAUAUUGGGAUCAUUCUUUGUCAGUCUUGUUAUCAUUUUUGCCUGAAAUGAAUCUCCACCACAAAAACAUAAGCUAGCCUGAUCUGUUAAGAAAUUAUUCCAAAGGGAUUCGAGCAAUGUCGAAGCAUCUGUAUGACCAACUCUGUUUGGUCUCACUGGUCAAGUGGUUUGUUACUUCCCUUCACCUCUAUGGGUUGGAGUUCCACUAGGGGCACAAAGUUGUUCAUGUGCCGAAGCCAUCUAACUGUGCUUCAGAAGAAAUGUUAUUCCACACAUGUGCCUGUAUUGUCUUAAACAUUCCUCAUGCUGUGCCGUUAAAUAGGCAGGCCUUCAGAUUAAUGUAGAAAAAUCAAAAUUAAAAAUAAGACACUCAUCCCUUAGAAAUUAUAACUAAAAAAAAAAAGUGUUUCAGUGAGGUUUGGCAAGAAUUUAUUUGCAAAAUCAUUCAUGUAGUCUUUAAAACAUAAUAGAAAAGCUAUAUACUGUGUUACCCACACUGUAAAUGUUUGAUUUCUGUGUUAUUUCUAAAGAAAUGUUAACUUCAUGUAUAAUCAUAACCGCCUCCUCAAGGGUCCAAGCUGGGAAAAAAAAUAAAAAAAGCCCGCUCGCUCCAUGUAAAAUCUACCCGCCUCUGAAAAAAUCAAAAUUGAGAAAAAAAAAAUAAAAUAAAAAUUUCGCUCGCCCGCUCCAAUUUUUUUUUUAAAUUUUCCGAAGAACUAUUAAUCAAUUUGGUAUGGCCUAAGGUCUGGAGAAACACAAUAGUUAUUGAUAUUUGACCAAUAUGCCAAAUAUGCAUCAAUUUGACAAUGGCACUAUUUUUUUCUGUUGAAUUUCAUGACAAUGUUUUAGGUAAUUUAAAUCUUAUUUGAAUGUUUGGGCUUUUUUGUAUAAAAAAAAAACACAGUGUGCUGAAGAUCUGGAAACCUCAUAGAAUUCGAUUAUCGGAUGAUUUUUUUUUUGCUGUCAUUUCUAUGGAAACAGAUCUAUGUUUAUUCAGAAAAAAAAAACAUAAUGAGUUAUUUUGAGAAUUAAUACAAUGCUCAAGGUAUAGAGUACAAGUAAAUAGUAACAGUUGAAUCACACAACAUAUUUUUUUCUAAAAGUGAAAGAAACUGAAAGUGAUGGUAGAAUUGGAAAGAUACGAAAGGGAUAUUCUCCUUGCAUGAAGUCCUGCAUAACUAGUGAUGGAUAUUAUCUGCCUCUAACUGCUAGAAAUUUGGAAAUAUUUCACUGUAGUGCUGUGAGUAAAAUUCUAGGAAAACUUGUUAUGUAAGACUGGGUAAAGUGUACUUCCCUAUACUACCAGGAAAUUUUGUAUGAAUUAAAGAUAAUUAAUAAUAGAAAAGGAAAAUAGUCAUGUUCACCUGUGUGUAUCUGUUGUCUUGGAUAUUAAAGGUUGAAUAUAAAUAUGAGGAAAAUAUUGGAUAUACAUUUAUGUAAUGUCUAAAUAAAUUGGAAGAUAUAUAGGAGAGAAAAUAUCAGUUAGCUGUUCUUUCACAAAUAUGAAUUUAAAUAGAAAACAGUGUUUUUCAGAAAUUUUGGAUUAAAAUUUUUGUAUACUGCUUUGAUGGGAAGCCGAGUGUUCAGGAUGUUGGAAAAAUAAAGUGUUAAAAAAUUUGGCAAUUAAGGGAAUUUAAUAGGGAACAAUGGUGAAGAAGUUUAGUAUUGAGGAGGUGCCCGUUGAAAACAACAUUCCUUUGGAACCCCUGUUACCAACCGGGGCUGGUAAUGAUACCCCGAAAGAACAUUCCUCUGGUAGCGGGUCCCCGGAAGAAGAGCAAAGUCCCAAAAAGACAGAGCCAUUACCCAUGAUCACUGUAACGUCGGCUAACGGAGAUCAUGUGAUCACGAGAAUAAAACAUGCAGAAGAUAAAGAAGGAGAUGAUACCGCCCAGCAUAAUGAUCAGCAGUACCUGGCUUUGGCUGAUGAACUGUCAAGGGCAUCCUCCGGCUCCAAUCAAAUGGCCUUAUAUGAGGAAGACAUUCACCAUCAGGGUAAAAUAUCAGCUCUUCUCAACCGACUGGCAAAUUACCAUGCAGGAAUAGAACCAAAUACAAGCGAGAGAAAAAAGACACAUGCAAAGGCUCGGCUAGGGACGUUACUUGGUGUGUAUCUGCCAUGUAUACAGAAUAUCUUUGGUGUGCUUUUGUUUAUCCGUAUGACAUGGAUAGUGGGUAUGGCGGGUGCGAUAGAGGGCUUCCUUAUAGUCCUUGUCUGCUGUGGCUGCACACUGUUGACCGCUAUUUCAAUGAGUGCCAUAGCAACCAAUGGUGUGGUUCCUGCCGGAGGGUCAUACUUCAUGAUCUCUAGAGCCCUGGGACCGGAGUUUGGAGGGGCUGUAGGGAUACUGUUUUAUCUAGGGACCACAGUUGCAUCUUCCAUGUAUAUAAUAGGAGCAAUAGAAAUUCUUGUGACAUACAUGGCUCAAGAGAUCUCCCUGUUUGGGGAUGUGUCUGUACAGAGUAAUGCAUUGAAUAAUUAUCGGGUGUACGGUACGGCAGUUCUCCUACUCCUGGGUAUCAUUGUCUUCAUAGGCGUGGCAUUUGUGAGCAAGUUCGCAACAUUAUCCCUGGCUUGUGUCAUCUUGUCUAUAUUGUGUAUAUACAUUGGGAUAUUUGCUGCAAGUCCAGAUCGUAGUGUACACAUAUGUUACCUUGGCGAGAGAUUAUUAACCUCAGAUUCUGUGACUGUGGACGGUGUUAUGAUGUGUAUAAAAAAUGAGACAGGACCUAUCUUCAAGAAAUACUGCCAUGUUGGGGAAAAUGAAACCACUUGUGACCCCUAUUUUGAAGACAAUCCGGCCUACACUAAACCUGGGAUCCCUGGACUUACUAGCAACGUCUUUCAUGAAAAUUUACAUAACAAGUAUACAUAUGCUGAUAACAUCAUUGGCCAGAAGAUUGAGGGGAACCGAGAUCGUGGAGAAAUUAUUGCCGACAUAACAUCGUCUUUUAUGGUUUUACUGGCAAUCUACUUUCCGUCUGUGACAGGUAUAAUGGCAGGUUCUAAUAGGUCAGGUGACCUUGAAGAUGCACAAAAGUCAAUUCCAACUGGUACAUUAUCGGCAAUAACAACUACCAGCAUUGUCUAUGUAACAUGUACAUUCUUCUUUGCUGGUACAAUAGAAGGAGAUUUACUCAGAGACAAACUUGGAGAAAGUAUAAACGGAGGGCUGGUUGUGGCGUACCUGGCAUGGCCGACAAAAUGGGUGAUUCUGAUUGGCUCUUUUCUGUCAACCGUUGGAGCAGGUCUUCAGUCGCUGACAGGAGCUCCGAGACUAUUGCAAGCCAUUGCUAUGGAUGGGGUUAUACCAGUAAUCAACUUUUUCUCUGUAACAACAAAACGUGGAGAGCCAUUUAGGGCGUUGUUGCUUACUUUGGCUAUAUCAGAGAUAGGAAUCUUGAUCGCCAACCUUGAUGUUGUAGCUCCUGUUAUAACAAUGUUUUUCCUGAUGUGUUAUGGCUUUGUGAACAUGGCGUGCGCAUUACAGACUCUGUUAAGAACUCCGAGUUGGAGACCAAGGUUCAAGUUCUACCACUGGAUUUUAUCAUUAAUUGGUCUAGCACUGUGUGUAGUUCUGAUGUUUAUAUCCAGUUGGUACUACGCUAUCACUGCUAUGGCUAUAGCUGCUUUUGUCUACAAGUACAUUGAAUAUAAAGGUGCUGAGAAAGAAUGGGGAGAUGGGAUCAGAGGUCUGGCCAUGUCAGCAGCCAGGUACUCUCUACUGAGGGUCCAACAGGGGCCACCACAUACCAAAAAUUGGAGACCUCAGUUGUUAGUGCUAUUUAAACUGGAUGAUGAGCUUCAGCCAAAAUAUUCCAAAAUGGUGGAGUUUGCCUCACAAUUAAAAGCUGGGAAAGGAUUGACCCUUGUAACAAGUGUAUUAGAAGGAAAAUGGAUGGACAGAUUUGCUGAUGCUCAGGCAGCUAAACAGAAUCUGCAGAAGGUUAUAGAUCAGACUGGAGUGAAGGGUUUUGCUGAUGUAGUUGUCACAGAAAGUGUCACUAGCGGCCUUUGUCAUCUAGUACAGAAUUCAGGUUUAGGAGGUCUUAGACACAACACAGUAAUGUUGGGGUGGCCUUACGGUUGGAGACAUAAUAUUGAUGAAAGGAGUUAUAAAGUCUUUCUUGAUACUGUCAAUAAUAUUGGUGCAGGACAAAUGGCAUUACUUGUGAUAAAGGGAGCUAAUCAUUUCCCAGCUAGUACAGAGAAAUUGAAAGGCACUAUAGACAUAUGGUGGAUUGUACACGAUGGUGGUCUACUUAUGUUGUUGCCGUUCUUGCUAAAACAACACAAAACUUGGAAAAACUGUAAACUAAGGAUAUUCACUGUGGCUCAACUUGAAGACAAUACAAUACAAAUGAAAAAUGACCUACAAAAGUUUAUGUACCAGCUAAGAAUACAGGCAGAUGUGGAAGUUGUUGAAAUGGCUGAAAGUGAUAUAACAGCUUACACGUAUGAAAGAACGUUGAUUAUGGAACAGAGAACCGAGAUGUUAAAGAACAUGAGGGUUGGUAAAAUUGUACAGCCGCAGUCCAUUGUGGACAACAGUCGAGCUUCUCUACCAGAGGUCACAGUGAAGUUAGACACUGUAACAGAAGAGUCUACCACAGAUGAGGAGAAGUUGUCUGAGAGGAACCAAUACACAUUUUCACCAAACUUCAGACAGGAAGGUGUGUCCAUGGAGGAAAUGGCGUCUUCAAUAAACAAAAAUGUACUGGAUAUCAAGCCAGAUCAGAAGAACGUACGUAGAAUGCAUACUGCGGUCCGUCUGAAUGAGGUGAUCAUACAGAAAUCCCAUGAAGCCAAACUUGUGAUAUUGAAUCUCCCGGCUCCGCCAAAGCAUGAAUCUGGUGAACUAAAUUACAUGGAGUUUUUGGAAGUCCUGACUGAAGGUUUGGACACUGUACUAAUGGUUAGGGGAAGUGGAAGUGAGGUCAUCACCAUAUAUUCAUGAUGUCGUCAAUUUAUGUGUAUCAGGAAAGUGGAAGUGAGAUCUUCACCAUGUAUUUAUGAUGUCACCAAUUAAUGUGUAUCAAGAAUGUGGAAAUGAGAGCAUCACCAUGUAUUCAUGAUGUCAACAAUUCAUGUGUAUCAAGAAAGUGGAACAGAGAUCAUCACCAUGUAUUCAUGAUGUCACCAAUAUAUGUGUAUCAGUGAAGUGGAAGUGGUCUUAUCACUGUAUUUAUUAUGUCAUCAAUUUAUGUGUGUAUCAACAAAGUGGAAAUGAGAGCAUCACCAUGUAUUUAUGAUGUCAUCAAUUUAUGCAUGUCAAAGAAUGAGAUCAUCAGCAUUAUAUUCAUUAUAUCCAAUAAAAUCCCAUAGGUGUAGUGGAAAUGGGGUUGCUGCCAUUUUAUUGUCAUUCAUAGACUGAAGCGAGGUCAUUACCAUAUGUUUCACAUGCCUUUUGUGUAUGUAGACAGCAGUAGAAAAGAGCUUAUACAUGUACUUCCAUAUUUUUCCGUCAUUAGCUUAAUGUUUAAGUAUGAGGUAGCCAGCACAAUGGCAGUGGUGUCAUCAUCCCAGUUCAAUGUCCCUGUAAGUUUAUUGGUAAAAGUUUGUCUUUUUCUGUUGAAAAGAGACUUUAAGCAUAUGCUUGCUAUGGUAAAAGUAUUUAUGUACACUGAUUACUUAGAAAAUAUUAUUAUUUUUUGAUUGUGUGAACAGUUUGUUACAGAUUAAUUGAUCUUAUUUUUGUCCCAGACUUUAACUUUCUUAAUUUGGACAAUCUCUGCUGUUACUAGAAGCAUUUAUCCUGCUAUGGCAUGUGCAAAUAUGGUUGAACUUUUAUUUUGAUUGUACUUUUGUAUGAACCUAUGUACAAUAUUUGUUUUCAAGAUCUGAGUAAAUGUUACACUUCACAUAGGAAGGGUAUAAGCUAGAUUUUAAGUAGAUAAAUGAGCCACGCCAUGGGAAAACCAACAUAGUGGGUGUGCGACCAGCAUUGAUCCCGACUUCGCGCAGUCUGGUCAGGAUCCAUGCUGUUCGCUAACAGUUUCUCCAAUUCCAAUAGGCUUUAAAAGCGAACAGCAUGGAUCCUGACCAGACUGCACGGAUGCGCAGGCUGGUCUGGAUCCAUGCUGGUCGCACACCCACUAUGUUGGUUUUCCCAUGGCACGGCUCAAAUGUGUUGAAAGAUAUUAUACAAGCUUUUCUCAUAAACUUAUUAGUCUGCCUUUGCUUGUUUACACUAGGAUUUUCUUUACUGAAUGCAUUUAAUAUUUGUUAGCUCGACUAUUCGAAGAAUAGUCUAGCUAUUCUACUCACCCUGGCGUCGGCGUCGGCGUCGGCGUCACACCUUGGUUAAGUUUUUGCAUGCAAGUACAUACAGCUAUCAUUUAAAGGCAUAUAGCUUUGAAACUUAUUUAUUCUUUUUCUAGGUCAAUUACCAACCUCACUGGGUCAAGUUCCAUAACUCUAACAUGUAUUUUGAGCAAAUUAUGCCCCCUUUUGGACUUAGAAAAUUCUGGUUAAAGUUUUACAUGCAAGUUACUAUCUCCAAAACUAAUGCAGAUAUUGAAUUGAAACUUCACAUGUGUCUUCGGGGUUAUAAAACUAGUUGAUAGCACCAAGUCCCAUAACUCUGACCUUCAUUUUGGCCAAAUUAUGCCCCCUUUUGGACUUAGAAAAUUUUGGUUAAAGUUUUGCGUGCAAGUACAUACAGCUAUUACUAAAAGGCAUAUAGAUUUGAAACUUAUUUUUUCUUUUUCUAGAUCAAUUACCUACCUCACUGGGUCAAGUCCCAUAACUCUGACAUGUAUUUUGGCCAAAUUAUGCCCCCUUUUGGACUUAGAAAAUUCUGGUUAAAGUUUUGCGUGCAAGUACAUACAGCUAUUACUAAAAGGCAUAUUGAUUUGAAACUUAUUUUUUCUUUUUCUAGAUCAAUUACCUACCUCACUGGGCCAAGUCCCAUAACUCUGACAUGUAUUUUGAGCAAAUUAUGCCCCCUUUUGGACUUAGAAAAUCCUGGUUAAAGUUUUACAUGCAAGUUACUAUCUCCAAAACUAAUGCAGAUAUUAAAUUGAAACUUCACAUGUGUCUUCGGGGUUAUAAAACUAGUUGAUAGAAUCAAGUCCCAUAACUCUGACUUGUAUUUUGGGCAAAUUAUGCCCCCUUUUGGACUUAGAAAAUCCUGGUUAAAGUUUUGCGUGCUGCAGUACAUACAGCUAUUACCAAAAGGCAUAUAGCUUUGAAACUUAUUUAUUCUUUUUCUAGGUCAGUUACCAACCUCACUGGGUCAAGUUCCAUAACUCUUAACAUGUAUUUUGAGCAAAUUAUGCCCCCUUUUGGACUUAGAAAAUUCUGGUUAAAGUUUUACAUGCAAGUUACUAUCUCCAAAACUAAUGCAGAUAUGGAAUUGAAACUUAACAUGUUUCUUCGGGGUUAUUAAACUAGUUGAUAGCAUCAAGUCCCAUAACUCUGAUAAGCAUUUUAGUCAAAUUAUGUCCCGUUUCGAACUUAAAACUCUUUUGAUAUUUAACAUUUUGGGUAAUAAUUUCCUGCUUCUGUGACAAUAUUUCGAAUAGUCGAGCUUGGCUGUCUUACGGACAGCUCUUGUUUUAUUUUUGUUGUAGAAAGGUUGCAUUUAUAAAACAUUUAAGUUCUCACCCAUUAUUGAAUAUGAAUCUCCCUUUGAGACUGGUUCUCAUAAAGUUGGUCCAUGGUCUAAGACUAUAAAACUAAGAAUGGAGACCAGUCUCACAAUGCAAUCUUGCUGUUGGUCAAUCUCCAAAAAAUGUGCAAGGAAACAACCAAUCAGGUGCAAGAAUUUUGAGACUGGUUCCCAAAGAGAGUUUCAUAAACACGGAACCAGAAUAGGAGCUUGAUAAAAUUGUUGUCUGCUACUGGAAUAAUAGUAUUAGAAAAAGUGAAAGAUAGUAUAUGUAUAGAAAUGUCAGGAUGGCUGUGAACAUUUUGUCAGCUUUUAUAGUAAAAUACAACAUGGAACUAUUUUCCUGUUAUCCUGUAUAAAUAGAAUAAUAUAUAAAUAAAAACUGUGAUCCAAAUUUAUCUCCCUAUAUAAUUAAAUGAUUUAAAAUGUACCAUGAUUUCAAUAAUAAUAAGUUGUUUUAUCAUUGGAAUGUACUUUUCUUUGCAAAUGUUUCCUUUUUUUUAGGUGCGGAACUUUACAGUUAAUAUUUAAUAUGUCUUCCACCACACAGUGGUGUUGGAGACAUAUUGAUUUAAUCCUGUCUGUGUCUCUGUGUGUGUGUCGGCCUGUGCGUCAGUCUGUGUGUUUGUCACAAAUCUUGUCUGCACUCUUUAAGUCGAACAUUUCUCAUCCGAUCUUCACCAAACUUGAACAAAAUGUGUUUGCCAAUAAGUCCUCAGCCAAGUUCAAUAACUAGCCAAAUCAGCCCAUGCACUUUGGAAUUAUGGCCCUUGAAACUUGUUUUUUGAUAAUCAAAGCACUGAAAGUCUGAUAAGGCAGUUGAGGUCUUGGUGCAUGGUUGACUCAUAUACUAUUAUUCAGAUGAUUAGGCAGUUGUGGAAGACAUGCGCUUUUCUCAAAAGCAGCUCUAGUCUUUUUAUGUUUUAGUUAUUGACACAUUAUACAGUCCAAGAUUGUGUGUUCAUUUAUACAUGACUGAGGUUGAAUUCUGAAUAUUUUUCAUAUGCUGAAGAUGUUGUGUACAACAUUAAAAUUAUUGUGUUCACUUUCGCAAACAGUAGAGUCUAUAUAUUAUAUAAUAUUGUUGAAAAUACAUGUCAAAACUGCAUUUAUUGUAUAAAUUUGUGAUAAAGCUAUAUUUUAUGUGUAGCAAAUAUUGCUUGCAGCUAGUCUGUCUUUGUUAUUGUGUUAUUUAUUUUAUAUGUUAAUAAUGUACAUAAUAUUAUAUGCAUGUAAAUAUCAUAUUUUUAAUUAGAAUACACAUUUUUUUACUAGGUUAAACUUCCAAUUGUCUCUUCCAGUAUGCACAAUAAUUUCAAACAGAUUAAUUAGACAUUUUUUUUGUUUAACAUUAUUUAUGUACUGUAAUGCUUUUUCAUCCAGUAAGAUGGAUGCUAAUGGUUAAGGUGUCAGCUACACAGCUUGGAGGUCACAGGUUUGACUUUCUAGGUCAUAUUUCAUCAGUACCUUUUUUCAUGAAACAGAUUUCAAAAUAAUUCAUACAAACGUUCAUUAUUAUCCAUAAUCUAUCUUAAAAAAGUUAGUAUCAUGUGAAGUUUUGUCUACCAACGAACAUCAUAAAAACUCUGUGGAUUUUGUUGUUAAAAGUUAAUCCAAAGUUGUAUCGUUCCAAAUUAGGAUACCUCAUAUUUCCCCAUACACUAAUAAGAAUAUUCUGCCUAUAUGUGGAAGCACUGGUUUCUUAUCAUGAGAAGAGAGGAUGUGCUGUUGUUCAGUAAUUAUUUAUUUUUAAUUUACAAAGAUUUGUUGCAGUUAUGUCUAGGAUUAUGAAUCUGUUAAUAUGUUAAAGUUGAUUAUAAUUGCAAAUAUGGCCUGAUAUUUGAUUUAUCGUAAAAGGUGCCUGCUUAGUCGAGUAUGGAGAGUACAGAUUUACAAAUCAUAGGAUUGAGUUCAAUUCCGGGUGGGCUGGUUUAUGUUCUCCGUGACAAUUUUAUAAAAGAAAUUGUGUCUGAAGUCAUUUCCUCCUCAUCUCCUGGUUUGUAUGGAGAUGUUGGCAGUUACUUGUAGAGGACAGGUUGGUACUGGUACAGGUUUGUAUGGAGAAGUUGGCAGUUACUUGUAGAGGACAGGUUGGUACUAGUACAGAGUCCAAGAACAUUGGUUAGGUUAACUGCUAGCCAUUACAAAAUUGAAUUACUGUUGGAAAAUGAACUAAAUCCAAAACUAACAAACAAAUGAUUUAUUGUGAUUAAUUUCAGAUGUGUUUUUUUAUGGCAAAUUGCAAAAUGGCAAGUUUUGAAAGAGAGACGGUACGUAACACUGGUGUUUAGCUUGUUUUGUAUAUAAAGUUCAUGACUGUUCAAUUUUAUACAAUUCUGGUAUUAAACCUUUAGUCUGCUAAAUUUCUAAAAUGGACUGGUCAAUCAUCCAAUUAGGGCAGCACCACUAUAAUUCAAAGGGGUGUUCACUGAAAAUUAACUGACCGAAUAGCGAACAGUACAGACCAUGAUCAGCCUGCACAGACGUGCAGGCUGAUCUUGGUCUGCACUGGCUGCAAAAGCAAAAUCAUUUGUCGCCUGUAGGCUAAAGGUAAAUGAAAUUUUUUUAAAGAAAAUUGGAAGAGAUGAUUUACAACCUGAAUUAAUGUUUCUUCAUGUAUGAAAAUCUCUGUCAAAUAUUUUAUGCAUUUAGGAAAAAUGAUUCUGCCAGUAUUAUAUAUCCGAUACUUGGUCCCGUAGAUUUAGGCUUCCAUUAUGUUAUUUGCUAAUGUAAAAAAAAGUGUGGCUGAGCCAUACAUGUUUUGUGUUCCUUGAAUAGACUGUGUUUUACAAUAUUUUACGCAUUUAUCUGCUAUAGAAAGUAUUAUUAUAGCUUACGUAUAUUUAGAUUUUUUUAUAUAUUCAGUUUAGUUGCUGUGUUCGCUGAUAUUGUGGGUUUUUAUUUUGGGUUUUAUCACUAUGCUUGUUUUCACAAAUGAGCCGUGCCAUGAGAAAACCAACAUAGUGGGUAUGCGACCAGC
Mercenaria mercenaria is the source of this 10793-nucleotide messenger RNA. RefSeq names its product solute carrier family 12 member 6-like. Bases 1847 to 5158 code for a protein of 1103 amino acids. Gene Ontology annotation, cellular component: membrane. Gene Ontology annotation, biological process: potassium ion import across plasma membrane; chloride ion homeostasis; chloride transmembrane transport. The transcript has 25 exons. Gene Ontology annotation, molecular function: potassium:chloride symporter activity. Lineage: Eukaryota; Metazoa; Mollusca; Bivalvia; Venerida; Veneridae. The record is from RefSeq and is a predicted model, not a curated record.